AUGUUCAAUGAAAAAGAGCUUGAUGAAUUUCUUCGAGACAUCGAAUACGUCUCCUCCGAAGUCGAAGGCAUCAUAAAAGGCGACAUUGACGUUGAACAAAUCAAAAAAUCUGAAGAACAACAAAAAGCCCUGGAAGCCCAAAAAAUUGCUAGAGAGCUUGAAGAAAAACAAAAAGCUGAAGAAGAAAAAAAGCGAGGCAGAAAAGGCAAAGGCAUAAAAUUCGACACAUAUAAAUCUUAUUGUCCUAAUUGUCAGCGUGAAUUCGAGCGAGAGCGAGAAAUGUGCUAUGUAUGUGGCAGAAAAUGCAUAUCAAGCGAAAAGCGAAAACAAGACCUUUUAUCCAAAGUAGAAGAGCUUAAAAAAGAACGCGCAGAAAAAGCAGAAAAAAAAGUCCGUUGGGAAAACUGGCAAAAAACCCAAGCUAUGCUUUAUAAGAGAACUGCUACGAAUUAUAAGAAAUGGGACUAUUUUGAUGACUAUGAAGAAGAAGCUGAGCCAGAGUUCAUCCCUCCUGAUAAUGACCCAAAUUUUAAAGCUCUAGAGUUAGAUAUGAAAGAAAGAGCUGAAAAAAGAAAGCAGGAACUAGCCAUAGCGACAGAGCUGAGGGAACAAGGGAAUGCCUUUUUUAAAGAAGGAAAAUACAAUAAUGCGAUCUUAAAAUACGAGGAAGCCCAGAACGUCAAAAAAGACUGGAUGAUUCUCUACACAAAUUCAGCAAUCGCAAGAAUAAAAAUAGAAGACUAUGAAGGAGCCAUAAAAGACUGCUCACGAGUCCUGGAUUACUAUGAAGUUUUUGAAGACGGCUACGAAAAAAGCAAAGAUGUCUGCUUCAAAGCAUUAAUUAGAAGAGGAGAAGCUUUAAGGCAUCAGAAAAAAUACACAGAAGCUAUAAAAGAUUUAACACAAGCCCUGGAUUUAAAAGAUGAUGAAGAAAUUGAAAGGAUUUUAAACAUGUGUAGAGAAGAAGCCAAUAUAGCUGGGCAGGAACUAGAAGAAAUAAAGGUGGAGGAAAUACAGUCAGCUGAGGUCAUUAUUGAGCAGCUUAAUUCUGAGGAAAAAAUAUUGGGAUUUAGGCAGAGCGGAGGGUAUAUUGUGCUUUUUAAAAGGAUUUUAGAAAGUAAAGAUAUUGAGGCGCUAAAGGUGUUGGAGUUUUUGAUGGGGGACGAAAAUAAGUAUGCACAGCUGGAGCCGCUUAUUGCGAAUGUUUAUGAUAAAAAAAGAACUGGGGCAAUUGUGAUGUUGGAAAGUAUUGAUAGAUAUAUUAAUGAUGAAAUUUUUCACAGUCUAGCAAAGAUUUUGUGCUUGGCCGUAGAGAAUAAAGUAAUCAGGGAAGAAAUUGUGAAGCAUUCAGCUACAACUAAAGGCAAAAAGUUCUGCCGAUAUGCUGUUGAGAUAUUUAUUAAGAGGCCAUCAAAAUCUUUUUCACCAAUUAUCACAAAUUUAAGCUUAUCUACCUAUAAAAGCUCCUUCGAAAGAAAGCCAAAUCCAGGAAACAUCAAAGCUAUCAUAAGGCAUCAAUGGAACAGCUUUUAUCCUGCUUUCCAAAGGUUAUUAGACAACCCAGAAAGCUUGCGAGAAGCUACAGGGAUGCUAUGCAAUUUGGCUGCAGAUCAAAAAAUAAAAUCUUUGUGUAUGGGCCAGCACCGUCUAAUGACUGUUUGCAAUGAAAUUAUCAAUAACGGCACAAAUUCUUUACAAAUAGAAAACGCUUUAGGAUUCUUAAUUAACUGUGCAACAUUGCCAGCGCCAUUAGAAAAACUAGAAGAAUUCUAUCAAGAAUUCAUCAGCGGAGUAAUAAGACUUAUAAACCUGCAGACUGGAAUACAAAGUAUUACUUAUAGGUCAUUUUUACUAUUAUUCAGACUUUUAUUCGCAAAACCAGAGCUCUCUGACACAGUCUGUCAAAACUCUACUGUAAUGGAGCUAAUUUUCAGGGCUUUAGAAAACCCUGAUACCAUUGACAUUUCAGUCAAAAUAAUUACCAUUGGCUCUUCUCAGUAUAAUUUCUGCAGAGCAAUUCCUAUCCAAAAAAUAUUAGAAAUCACACAAAAAUCAAUCGCAGAAUUUUUAUCAGGAAAAAAAAUCGACGACAGGAUGGGAAACUUAGGUUUGUGCGUCGGAAAGAUUGCUGACAAAAUACCUAGCACUUCUACACAAUUUAUGCCACUAAUUGAAGGUUUUGUCUCUGUAAUUAAAGAAAAACUUGGCCCUGCAAGAAAAAAUGUAGCAAUUGGGCUAUCAAAAUUAGCUAAUAAUGAAGAAACCAAAGAGGAGCUGCGAAAGUUCCAUGGAUUUGAGAUUUUGAAUAGCGUCAUAGGGCAUCUAGAUAAUAAAUAA
This is a messenger RNA of Blepharisma stoltei, 2337 nucleotides long. Lineage: Eukaryota; Ciliophora; Heterotrichea; Heterotrichida; Blepharismidae. The record is from the annotation of a GenBank genome assembly.